CCCUAUCUACCCGACUCAUACCGACUCAAGACUUGUAACUACUUGGCCCUCGCUCCCACUAACUCUCUGCACGGUCCCCCGCCAGCAUGUCAGUCGCUAACUUCCAUGUUGACGCCAUACUAUUCGAUAUGGACGGGACACUAGUAGACUCGACAGCUGGCGUCGUCGGUGCUUGGGAGACGUUCGCGAAAUCGUACCCGGGUCUAGAUGUUACGAACAUCCUGAGCAGUUCACAUGGUGUCCGAACGGUCGAGAAUCUCGCAAAAUAUUGCAAUAUCACAGAUCCGGCCAAGCUUGAGGAUGAGGCAGUCCGCUUUGAACAUGCCAUCGUUGACUCGUCGCGUGCGAACGGGCGGAAAGGCAUCGUUGCACUUCCUGGAGUCCGGUCGAUUAUCGAUGAGCUACUCCCAGCCAAGGGUUUUCCGCGUCCACGUUGGGCUAUCUGCACGUCGGCAACGCGAUCGUAUGCUUCCGCUGCCCUUGAAAUCGCCGAAAUAGAUAUCCCGGAUGUAUUCGUAGUCGCAGAGGACGUCGACAAGGGAAAACCAAGUCCAGACCCCUAUCUGCUGGGUGCCAGCCGAUGUGGCGUCGAACCAUCCAAGUGUCUUGUCUUUGAGGAUGCACCAGCAGGGGUUCGCAGUGGCCUCGCUGCAGGAUGCAAAGUUGUUGGGCUGCUUACAACACAUUCCAGGCAGCAGAUGGAGGAAAGCCAACCCCACCUCCUCGUGUCAGACUUGUCUAGCGUGACAGUGAAGUUACACGAAGACGGUGUCGUCGUUUCAGUUCAGCUAGGAACGAAUAGUUUAGACUAGAUUCCCUCCGUUCAAUAGUUGGCAUCAGGAUCAUCGAAUGCAAUAGCAUCACAAGGGGAUGUAUAAUAGGGUAUUUUCGUAAUUCCUUAAGUCAAG
Messenger RNA from Pisolithus orientalis, 908 nucleotides. RefSeq names its product HAD-like domain-containing protein. The transcript has 8 exons. NCBI's taxonomy places the organism in Eukaryota, Fungi, Basidiomycota, Agaricomycetes, Boletales, Pisolithaceae. Gene Ontology annotation, molecular function: sugar-phosphatase activity; beta-phosphoglucomutase activity. The record is from RefSeq and is a predicted model, not a curated record. The coding region runs from base 87 to 812 and encodes 241 amino acids.